AUGAAUAAAGUAAACCGAUUAUCGAUUGUUUCUGCUUUCAUAGCACUUUUUUGUUUCGUAAAUGUGUUGUCCUUGAGGGGAAAGAGUGGAUCAACUGCAGCUUCAUCAUCUCUUGAAGCAGGAACUGAAUUUUCUGAACGUAUAGGAAAUAGUUUAUCGUCAUUCCUUUCUGAGUCUUCAUCAUUAGAAGUAAUUGGAAAUGAAUUAGCUGAUAACAUAGCAAACGAAAUUGUUAACUCAUUGCAAAAGGAUUCAGCAUCCUUUUUACAAAGUGGAUUUGACGUAAAAUCUCAGUUAAAAACUACUGCAAAGAAGGUGUUAUUGGAAGCAUUAAAAGCAGCAUUAGAGCCAACAGAAAACAUUGUAGCCUCAACAAUCAAACCACCCCGAGUUAGCGAAGAAGUAUACUUUUUAAUAGGCCCUGUAGUUAAAACUCUCUUUAACAAAGUUGAAGACGUUUUACACAAACCAGUACCAGAUAAAAUAUGGGAAUAUGAAGCAAAAAGAGGUGCAUCUGAUGAAGAAGAAGAUGAAGAUGAUUUCUCUGAUGAUUUGUUGGAUUAA
Molecule: messenger RNA, 564 nt
Organism: Plasmodium gonderi
Lineage: Eukaryota; Apicomplexa; Aconoidasida; Haemosporida; Plasmodiidae
Product: cell traversal protein for ookinetes and sporozoites
Exons: 1
Coding region: 1-564 (187 amino acids)
Source: RefSeq, a predicted model, not a curated record